AUGCCUCCUGCCCAUAACAUAGCUGCGCAGACAUCACCCCCGUCCCGGUUGGAUUUGCUCCGCGAGGCGCUGACGAGACCGAGCCAAGCCCAGAAACACCAGCAGCCCUCGCAGGUUGCUGAAUUGCACUCCCCACCGAGCGAAGUCGCACCCCACCAAGAGGAAUCGGAGAAAACAUGUUCGGAAACGAGUGAUGAUCCAGCUGACGAAAACCAAGAAGGUGGAAACUGGGAGACCCAUAGCUUUGGUGUCUACGAAGCAUCGAGACCUUGGACAGACGCCCAUAAGAAGUGGGAUGACCUUAAUCUUCCAGCGAUGUGCGACUUAGAGCGCAGACUUCGGUUAGUAGCCCCCAGCCGGUCUUCUUGUUGUCGUGUGUGCAAGAUCCAAGGCUAG
This is a messenger RNA of Aspergillus calidoustus, 396 nucleotides long. The record is from the annotation of a GenBank genome assembly. NCBI's taxonomy places the organism in Eukaryota, Fungi, Ascomycota, Eurotiomycetes, Eurotiales, Aspergillaceae.